GUGUGCGUGUGUGUUUUUUUUCCCCCAGUCCCUUCAGCGACUACACAGGACAUGUGGUCUUGGGACCAGUACUUGAAAGAACAGAAUGCCAAUGCAGCACCCAUUGAACUGUUUUCUCAGGACCAGUCCUUUCCAGAGUAUGAAAAUGGUUUUCAGGUUGGAAUGAGAUUAGAAGGCAUUGACCCCCGACACCCAGCUGUAUUUUGUGUGCUUUCUGUAGCUGAGGUGUGUGGUUACCGUCUAAGGCUUCAUUUUGAUGGUUAUUUAAGCUGCUACGAUUUUUGGACCAAUGCUGGUUCCCCUGACCUUCAUCCCAUAGGGUGGUGUGAAAAGACCAAACAUGAAUUGCACAUCCCUAAGGGUUAUAGAAAAGAUAAAUUUGUUUGGAUGAAUUAUUUGAAGGCCUACAAAUUGCAAAAUGCUCCCAAGAAAUUAUUCAGGAACAGAAGUUCUAAUGGGCCAGUGCCUAAAGAAUUUCAGGUUGGAAUGAAGCUGGAGGCCGUCGACAGGAAGAACCCUUCCCUGGUGUGUGUGGCAACCAUAGCAGAUAUUGUUGAAGAUCGCUUACUAGUGCAUUUUGACAAUUGGGAUGAUAGUUACGAUUACUGGUGUGGUGUAAAUAGUCCUUAUAUCCAGCCAGUUGGAUGGUGUCAGAAGAAUGGAAGAACUCUGAUAACUCCCCAAGGUUAUCCUGAUCCAGAAAAUUUUUCUUGGACAGAAUAUCUGAAUUCUACUCAAGCUAGUGCUGUUCCUGCCAAAGUGUUUAAAAUGAGGUUGCCUCAUGGUUUUCUGCCGAAUAUGAAACUUGAAGUUGUGGAUAAACGAAACCCCAGGUUAAUUCGCGUUGCUACCAUUGUAGAUGUUGAUGACCAAAGAAUAAAGGUUCAUUUUGAUGGCUGGGACCACAAAUACGACUAUUGGACGGACGCAGACAGCCCUGACAUUCACCCGAUUGGAUGGUGUGACGUGACAGGGCAUCCUCUGGAAGCGCCAUAUCGAGCAAAUGAUGUGAAAACCAUUCCAGGUCAAGCUGUUUGUCCUACUCCAGGGUGCCGAGGAGUAGGCCAUAUCCGUGGUCCAAGGUAUUCAGGACAUCACAGUGCUUUUGGCUGCCCGUAUUCUGACAUGAACUUGAAAAAGGAGGUAACACUCCACGAUCGUCUGAGAGAACAAACACAGGAAAAUUUGGAAUCAGACUCUUCACAUUUAAAAUUGGAAAACCUCUGUAGUUUGAACUUCAGUGGAAAACAUGAACAGGCAAACAGUCAGCCCAGACUUGUACAGCAGGCAAAGUGUUUGAAAAUCAAAGAAAAAGAAGAUUUUGACUGGGAUAAACUCUUCAGAGGUAAAAACAAAUACACUAGCAAAAACAAAGACUAUACUUUUCAUUGUCUUAUUUGUUUGUUUGGCUGGUUUUACCAUUCCAGUAGGGAAAGGUGGAAAGGGCCUGCCUGAUAUCAACAUACUUGUGUCUAGCCCAACUGUAUGAAUAAAUUCUGUCACUUCACUGCUCUGAACUUUAAUUUUCUCAUUUUUAAAGUGAAAGGACU
Molecule: messenger RNA, 1550 nt
Organism: Phyllostomus discolor (pale spear-nosed bat)
Lineage: Eukaryota; Metazoa; Chordata; Mammalia; Chiroptera; Phyllostomidae
Gene: L3MBTL4
Product: L3MBTL histone methyl-lysine binding protein 4
Exons: 12
Coding region: 52-1455 (467 amino acids)
Biological process (GO): regulation of DNA-templated transcription
Cellular component (GO): nucleus
Molecular function (GO): zinc ion binding
Source: RefSeq, a predicted model, not a curated record